AUGCACCAAUACUUUGAUCGCAAGCCGUCAAAAUGGAAUAUUGAAGAUUUUUUAAAAGAAUGCGACUCGAAAACAACGAGAGCGAAGUUAAGUCUUUACAUUAAGUGCCUGGAGAAAAUCGUUAAUACUGAGGAAGGCCCAAGGCGUGAGAAAGCGCUGGAACUGCUUUAUAAUUAUAGGGAGGGUGAUAAAGCUGAUCGCAAACUUGCUAGGGAUUGGGAUAAUGAAGUUUCAACCAGGCAGAUUAAAAGUAAACUACGCAAUAUGGAAAGCGGGGAAACGAUUUCUGAUUACUGUGAACUUUCCGACAAAGUUGAAAAUGAAGUUAAAUCGGAUCUCAAAAAGACAUUUGAUAGAGAGUAUAAUAAAAUGAAGGACAAUCUGAAGUGGAAACUCAAAUCCACAGGCAGAGUCGUGGAGGACACUUUAUAUGAAUGCGUGCCUAAUUUUACAUCAGAGCACUUAAUUCAUUCAUUCACUAUAGAUAUUGAUGACCCAAUAAUCAAAGGAAUCUUUUUUCCUCAGGAAUUACAAGAAAUUGAGGAAACAAAUGUUAAAGAAGAUCCAGACUUAAGCUCCAAACUUUAUGGAAAUCUAGCACGUUUUUGUAAUAAGAAUAAUAUUGAAGAAAUAAGAAAAAUCAUGAAAGAAAUUGAUCACGAAGGAUAUGACUUUGAAGCGGAUACCCUUAAGUAUUCAGUUCACAGCCUGGUACGACAAUAUGAACGUACUCCAAAUGCUUUCUCUUUGGAUCAUUACGAAGCUUGGUACAACAUUAAUGUCUGGGGUCCCAUUAUCGAUAGAACCUUUGAUAAUAUACCAAACGUUGAUAUUGCUCGAAAAGGCGAUGCAAUAAUUAGAAAGUUGUCAGGGGGGAUAAAACUUGAAUUUGGAGGUUCCGAGGCAGGAAAACACUACGAAGGACAAGGUGCAACCAAGUGGCUUUAUGAGUCGAGAUUAAAGCUUCCAAAGAUGAUGCGUGAUAUGUUUAUUAGCUUAUGUAAGAAUACAGAUUGGAAUCAAGAAAAAAUGGAGAAAAUGGAAACAGUGGGUUAUAUUCAUGGCGGUCUAGUUUUAAUGAUUAUGACGCUGGAUCUCCCAGCUGGUUAUAUAACCCGUAUUAACAAAAGCGAACUCUAUCGCAUACCAGAAGAUAUUGAGUCCUUUAAUGAUGCAAUAGAAUUGAUUACAGCAGUUUGGAAGAGUAAGAUGCGAGUUGUCAAUACGAUGGCAUUAUUAAAUAGCACAAAAAAAGAUGUCAUUGUUGAUCGCCUGAGGAACGUGUCGACAAUUAAAAGAAAUAGGAAUGAUCGCGCUGAUCAAACCAAUGAAAUCAAAAAAAUUCUUCCAGAGAAUCAAACUACACCAGAGAAGGCUCAAAAAAAAGAUUGUUAG
Messenger RNA from Entrophospora sp. SA101, 1395 nucleotides. NCBI's taxonomy places the organism in Eukaryota, Fungi, Glomeromycota, Glomeromycetes, Entrophosporales, Entrophosporaceae. The record is from the annotation of a GenBank genome assembly.